Postia placenta MAD-698-R-SB12 is the source of this 600-nucleotide messenger RNA. RefSeq lists its product as hypothetical. NCBI's taxonomy places the organism in Eukaryota, Fungi, Basidiomycota, Agaricomycetes, Polyporales, Adustoporiaceae. The transcript has a single exon. The record is from RefSeq and is a predicted model, not a curated record. The coding region runs from base 1 to 600 and encodes 199 amino acids.
AUGCCUGACGAGGUGAAUGCUUACCCACUUGCCACGCCACGUGUGGACUUCGUCCCGACAAUACUACGGCCACGCUCCCUUACCCUGUCCAGCCCUCCUAGCGUCCGCUCGUCGAUGCUGUAUGCCUUCUCCCCGACUCCGGAGCAGUCCCGCCCCAGCACUGCUUACGAACACUCAAAACCACAGAACAAUCUGAGAGUCCCGCUGCACAUUCCAUCUGCAUCCGAGGUCACGCUUCCCAAUCCACACAGCGAGCAUGGUCACGACGCCUUGGUCGAGUCGCCCGUUGACAUCCCACUCCCGCCCCCUGCCCGCCUGGUGACUGCUCCUUCAUACCCAGGGCAGCCGCCUGCAGUACCGCCCUCGAUGUCACACUCCGAGCUGUCUUCUGCAGAGGACGCUGUGUACUCGCUUGAACGCGGUCCCACCCCCAUCUCGCAGCACUCAACCAUGUCCGUUAUGCUGGACGAUCCCGAUCGGUAUGUCAAUGUCCACGACCUGCUUCUCGGCCGCCAACUGGGCUCCGAUGCUCAUUUGCUCGGUCGUGACAGCCCGAAGACGAGCCCCUUGGAAGUUUCACACGCAGCAGGACAUCAAUAG